Molecule: messenger RNA, 4450 nt
Organism: Chenopodium quinoa (quinoa)
Lineage: Eukaryota; Viridiplantae; Streptophyta; Magnoliopsida; Caryophyllales; Amaranthaceae
Exons: 15
Coding region: 800-4090 (1096 amino acids)
Molecular function (GO): phosphatidylinositol binding
Source: RefSeq, a predicted model, not a curated record
ACCACUGACUUUUCUCCUUAAAAGUAAUGCUCUAACCAGCAGUCCACAUGUCGUGUAUUGUAUUUAUGUGCAUAAUUUAAUAUUUAACCCUUUAUAAAUUAUUAUUAUUUUUUUUUAACAGAAAAUCUAUUCGUUUUUUUCCAGAUCUAGUAUACCCAUACUAGAAUCACCACUGCCCAACCCAAACUAACUCAAUUCAAAUCCAACCUGUGUAUCCGAAUUGACACCUCUCCCAUGGCAUGGCUAGCCCACACUAAAAACCUAGUGGAACAAAAUUGAUCUUAAAAAAAAAAAAAAGUCUGAACUCCAUUGACACAUAUUGGACCUUCAUAGUCCAGAAAAAAGAAAAAAUAAAAAAUAAAAUCUGGUGCACAUAUAUAUUAAUAUAUGAUUGUGUCAAAAAAAUAAAUUAAUAUAUGAAUACAGAACACACUGGGUAGUUGAAAUUUCUAGCCAAAUUCCCCAUUUCGUAACUUUCACACUCAAUUAAGAGAGAGAAAUUCUCCAAACCUAACAUUCCGCGCGUUUAAUUGGAUCAUCAAUUUCUCAAAAUUCUCCCAAAUUUGCUUAUUCUUCCCUAGUAAUUCUUCGAUUUCAUCGCUUUUACCCUAGUUUCAAUUUUUGUCAGCAAUUUUCAAUUGAUCUUCAUGUUUUUGCUGAUCAAUUUCUGCUGAUUAUGAGUAAAUUUCUUGAAAUUUCCAGCAUUUUGCUAAUUUUGGAUUCUAGUAUGAAUUGUUGAUUGAGUUGAAAGAUGUUUGUAGAAUUCAAUUGAGAUUGGAAUGGUAAAUUAGGAGUGGAAAUGAGUUCGCAGUCGCAGAGGCGGUUGGUGACUACUCGUGACUUGGUUGAAGAAGCUAAGAAGCGAAUUGUCAUUCUUUCGAUAUGUGUUGUUGGUCUUUCUUACCUCAUGUCCUUGACAAGCACCUCAGUUUGGGUGAACCUGCCUGCUGCGGCUGUCCUAGUCAUUAUCUUCCGCUAUUUUUCAUUGGAUUUUGAGUCUCGGAGAAAAGAGGCAGCUUACAAUAACAGGAAUGCUGAAAAGAGUACAAUCCAGGAGAAGCUUCUUGAUGUACCUAAACCUGCUGUGAAGAAGGAUCAAUGGAGAGGGAAAGUUAAUUCCCUUCCUGUUGAGGAUGCAAUUGACCAAUUUACUAGACAUAUAGUUUCUGAAUGGGUCACAGAUCUCUGGUAUUCUAAACUAACCCCUGAUCGGGAUGGUCCAGAGGAACUUGUGCAAUUAAUGAACGGCGUUUUAGGAGAAAUUGCAUACCGCAUGAAACAUAUUAAUCUCAUUGAUCUUCUGAUGAGGGAUGUAAUCCACCUGAUCUGUAAGCAUCUGGAGCUUUUUCGUGUAUGCCAAGCAAAGAUUAAGAAAAACUUGGCGUCACUUUCUUUUAAUCAACGGGAUAUGGAGCUAAAACUAGUCAUGGCAUCUGAGGAUAAAUUACAUCCACUUUUAUUCUCUACUGAGUCUGAACAUAAGGUUUUGCAGCACAUAAUGGAUGGGCUUUUAUCUCUUACUUUCAAACCUGAGGAUCUGCAGUGUUCUUUCUUCCGUUUUGUUUCUCGAGAGCUUCUUGCUUGUGCUGUGUUUCGACCAGUGUUGAAUCUGGCCAACCCAAGAUUCAUUAAUGAAAGAAUUGAACAAGUAGUGAUAUCUGCGAGAAAGAAAAAUGGAGAAGCUGCAUCAACAAAUAAUUCUUCGCUAUCAAAGCAAAAUGGAGGUACUUCUGAUGACUUUUCUCCGUUUCCAGAUCCAUCUGUCUCGGGUGUUGAACUUGUUCAGCUUAAGAGCAGCCAGUCUACAAAGUCUAUGGAUAAACUUGACAGAGAGAAGGUGCAUAGUGAAGAUGCUUCUAAGGAUCCUUUACUGUCAGUUGAUACUCGAUCUACCCGUUCUUGGAGUUCUCUGCCUUUAGGCUCUACAGCUGCUGCUGGUAAUCAUAAUGAUCGAUCAAGCUCUGGAGGUGAAUGGGGUGAUAUGUUGGAUUAUUUCUCUCGCAAGAAGAAACAGGCUCUUGCUCCUGAACAUUUUGAAAAUAUGUGGUCAAAAGGGAGAGAUUACAAUGGUAAAGACACUCAAACAGUGAAUCAUGUUCAUCCAGAGUCUUUGAUAAGGAGAUCUGAUGCAGUUAAUUCUUCAAAAGCCUUUGCAAGACAGAAGGAAAGUGGACGGAAUAUUGCAUCUGCAGAGAGAGGUAAUAUUCUUCCUGUUUCCAGUAUGAGGCCCCAGUCUGAAACCAUGUACAUCCAUGCUGAUAGUAACAUGUUGACUCCACCUCCUCUUACAUCUGAUGAAGGUGAUGAGCACAACAUGUCUUUAGACGAGACAGAUAUGCUAAGCAGUAGUCAAAGUUCCUCAGGUGAUGAAGAAAAUAGAGUCACGGGUCUAGAUUCUCCAACCACCAAAGUAUGGGAUGGUAGAACUAAUAGGAGUUCCGGUGUCUCUCAUAUUCACCAUCCACUCGAGGGAUUAGAGGGAAAGAAGGGAAAGGGUAAUAGAAGGCAGCACCAAAAAUUGCAUAGACAACAAAGUGGUCGGAAAAGGUCUAGAUUAGGCAGUCAAAAGGUGCCAUUGUGGCAAGAGGUUGAGAGGACAAGCUUCUUACCAGGAGAUGGACAAGAUGUACAUCCUUUGAAACCUAACGAGAAAGAUGAUGACUCUAGUGAUGAUUAUGACAUGGAGAUUAUGGGUAGACUUCAGAGCGGAACUACUGCUUCUUCGUCUGCUUCAUUAUUACCUGGAAGCUUUACAUCAUCUGUUAGCUCCUCACAAACUGCAUUCUUAGGUGAUACAUUUUUCAAGCUGAGAUGUGAGGUUUUGGGUGCAAAUAUUGUUACAAGUAGCUCCAAAACCUUUGCUGUAUAUUCCAUAUCAGUCAUAGAUGCUGAAAGAAACAGUUGGUCGAUCAAAAGAAGAUAUCGACAUUUUGAGGAGCUACAUCGACGUUUGAAAGAAUAUCCAGAGUAUAAUCUUCAUUUGCCGCCGAAACAUUUUCUGUCAACUGGUCUUGAUGUGCUUGUAAUUCAAGAACGCUGUAAAUUGCUUGAUCAGUAUCUGAAGAAGCUCAUGCAGCUUCCAACUAUUUCAGGAUCGAUUGAUGUAUGGGAUUUCCUAAGCAUUGACUCUCAGACGUACACAUUUUCCAGUGCCUUUUCCAUCGUUGAGACAUUUUCAGUUAAGCCACAAGAAAACAGUGCGAGUAUGUCCUGUAUUGGUGGCCCAAAAGUGAAUCACUUACAACCUAGGAGUAAUCAUGCGGAAUCUGAUAACAAAGAUCAAUUACCCCGAAAAAAGCCUGUAAAAGAGUUUGGGAAACUUGUGGAGAAUUCAGGUGGAGAUUCAGAUAACAGAAUUCAGAAUAUUGAAAGAAAGGGGAAUGAAGGUGAUCAGCGGCAAAAUAUUGGAAGAGAAGGAGAUACGUCUGAUGAUCCAACGAUUCCUAUGGAGUGGGUGCCACCACAUCUGAGUGUCCCCAUAUUGGAUUUGGUAGAUACUGUGUUUCAGCUGCAAGAAGGAGCUUGGAUCAGGCGGAAGGCUUUUUGGGUGGCCAAACAAGUGUUGCAGCUCGGGAUGGGUGAUGCACUUGAUGAUUGGUUGGUUGAGAAGAUCCAGCGUUUACGCAGGGGAUCUGUAAUUGCUUCAGGGAUUAGACGAGUUGAGCAGAUACUUUGGCCAGAUGGAAUAUUCAUCACAAAGCAUCCUAAUAGACAAAAACCACCUGCCACUGAUAGCCCGUCUCAGAAUUCUUCUCAUGGCCAGCUUCCUGAUAGGAUGUCAUCACCAAAGGCAGAGAAUUUUGAGAAUAAUGCUGAGCUUCAAGAGGAGGAAGCUGAUAGACGUGCCAAAUUUGUCUAUGAGCUAAUGAUUGAUAAUGCUCCUGCCGCUGUUGUAAGCAUUGUUGGCCGUAAGGAGUAUGAACAGUGUGCUAAGGAUCUGUAUUACUUUCUCCAGUCAUCUGUUUGUCUGAAACAGCUUGUCAUGGAUCUCCUUCAACUCGUGCUUUUGUAUGCAUUUCCAGAGCUAGAUCAUGUUUUUAAGCCGCUACAUGAAAAAAAAUACAAGUUUGGAGAAUUCAAGGCUGCUUGAAAGUUUUGCAAAAAUCUGCAAAAAGCCCAUACAAAAAUAUACCCGUUUGAAAUAUCAAGAAUAUCCGUAACAUGUGUAAAUCCUGAUAUCACAAAGUGAGUCUCUAGUUCUUUCAUUUAUUGGACUGCUGAGUUCUGUAAAUUUUGAGGAUGUUUCAGAUGAACCACAGCAAGUUGACCUUUACCCCCACAAUGUAAGUGAAAGCCAUUGAUUGAAGCACUGAAUUGUGCUUAAAAAGUGUAAUGUAAAUUUUGAAUAUGUUUCAGAUACAUCGCAGAAACCUUGUAGAUCGAUCACUAGAUUCCGUUCCUGCUCCUAUAUAGGAUUCAUUUCCUCUUUAAUGCAGGGCAAAUUUUUAAA